CCUGUCUUGAUUAACUUGGAAGUUGCCUGUAUUUAUUGUUAAUGAUCAAGUGUUGGGAUUGGGAAACAGGUAUACUGAAACAGUGAAACCACUUCAUGGCCUUCACGUUUACUCCACCACGCAGAUACGAUGUGUUUCUGACUUUCAGGGGUAAGGACACUCGUGAGGGUUUUACAGAGCGUUUAUACCAGAAACUGCGGUGGCACAACUUAAUGGUUUUCAAGGAUGAUGAAGUUCCUGAAAGAGGGAUGCCUAUAUCUGAAAAGCUCCUUACUGCAAUAGAAGAUUCAAAGACUGCGAUCAUUGUCAUGUCACCAAACUUUGCUUCAUCCACCUGGUGCUUGGAUGAACUGUUAAAGAUUCUUGAAUGCAUGCAAGCUAGGAAGGCAGUUUUCCCUGUUUUCUAUGAUGUGGAUCCCUUCCAUGUCCGAUAUCAACUGGGAACUUUUGCAGAAACGUUUAAAAAGCAUGAGCUAAGGAUUAAGGAAGAUUUACCAAAGGUGCACCUUUGGAGAGAUGCCUUAACAACACUAACUAAUUUUGUUGGGUGGACUUCAAAAGAUUAUGGCUUGGAGGCAGAGCUUAUCGAUGGAAUAGUGGAACUAAUGCAGAGUGAACUAUAUCCAACUCUCACGUUGUCAGGUUCUACAGAGAAGUUGGUUGGGAGGGAUAGUCAGCUAAGGAAUUUUAUAGCGGUCUUAGAACCGGAGGCUGAAGAUGCUCGCCUUUUAGGAAUAGAUGGUGGGGAUGGGAUCGGUAAGACGACACUUGCUAGAUUGGUCUAUGAGAGAGUUUCCCAUAAUUUCUAAGUUAGCUGCUUUCUUGCAAAUGUCCGAGAAGUUCAUAAGAAACAGGGUCCUGUUCGUAUGCAAAACCAGCUGCUUUCACUUAUCUUCAAGGAUAAAUUUGUGCAAGUAUCUGAUGUUCUUAUGGAAACAAGUAUGAUUAAGAAGAGUUUAAAGAAUGAAAGGGUCCUGCUUAUUCUUAAUGAUGUAGAUCAGCUGGUCCAACUGGAAACCUUAGUAGGAAAGGCAGACUGGCUUGGUAACUGGAGCAGAAUCAUCAUUACAACUAGAAAUCAUCGGUUGCUGGUUCAGUAUGGGGUGAGUUUAAUAUAUACGCCUCCCCCGCAAACAAGAGAUAAAUGUUGUCAACUUCUCAGUCGGAAAGCCUUUCACGCUGAUACAAUCCCAGAUGAUUAUAUCCAUUUGUCCCGUUC
Argentina anserina (silverweed cinquefoil) is the source of this 1219-nucleotide messenger RNA. Its product is annotated as toll/interleukin-1 receptor-like protein. The record is from RefSeq and is a predicted model, not a curated record. Lineage: Eukaryota; Viridiplantae; Streptophyta; Magnoliopsida; Rosales; Rosaceae. The transcript has a single exon. Bases 96 to 809 code for a protein of 237 amino acids. Gene Ontology annotation, biological process: signal transduction.